CGCAGGCUCGCAGCAACGUAGGCAGCCGGAGGUUUUUCCCCGAGAGCCCCCGGAGGUUUUUUUGUGAUCGAAAAUGGCGCUAGCCUCAGCAAAACAACUUCUCGACGAAUUAAUGGGCCGGGAUAGGAAUCUCGCGCCCACCGAGAAGAAGAAUACUUGCAACUGGGAAGACCCCGAUGUUUGCAAGCACUUUCUUGCGAAGUUCUGCCCUAAUGAUCUGUUCGUCAACACCAAAGCAGACUUGGGUCCGUGCAACAAAGUUCACGAUGACAGGCUGAAGAGGGAGUAUGAAGAGAGCCCCCGAUACAGGCAGGAAGGCUACGAAGAUGCCUUUCUCCAGUUCUGCCAGUCCAUGCUCUCUGACGUUGAGAAGCGCAUCCGGAGGGCACGGCAGCGACUGCAGCUGAGCAACCAAGAGGGUGGUGUGGUGAUCAAGACGAAGGAGACUGCGGCGCCGACGGACGAGCGGGUGAUUGUGCUGAACGAGCGUAUCCAGGGCCUGCUGCAGCAAGUAGAGCAGCUUGGCUGCGAGGGCAAGGUUGAGGAGGCGCAGGCCGUCAUGAAGCUCUGCGACCAGCUCAAGGAGGAGCGCAAGUCCCUCGACAAGGACUCCGACAAAGCACACUGGCUCAAGCAAACAGCAGAGCUGGCAGCUGCCCAGGAGAAGCAGAUGGAAGUGUGCGACAUCUGUGGAGCCUUCCUCAUCGUUGGCGAUGCACAGCAACGCGUCGACGACCAUCUCAUGGGCAAGCAACACAUGGGCUACGCCAAGCUCAAGGAAGCCGUUGAGGAGAUUGUGGUGAGCAAGGUCGGCGCUGAGAAAGAGCGAGAGGAAAAGGAGAAGCAGCGAGAACGCGAAAGGGAACGGAGGCGGAGGCGCGAAGAAGACGAAACUCGAAGCCGACGAGGACCCGAACCAGCUCGCGACGACCGACGAGAGCGUGACGAGAAGCGGCACAGGAGUAGGUCCCCGCGCGACGAUCGAAAAGAGCGUACAGAUGACAGAAGACGUGAUGAAGACCGCAGACGGGACGAUGAUCGGAAACGAAAUGAUGAGCGCAAGCGUGAUGACGAGCGCAGGCGGGAGGAUGACCGUAAGCGGGACGACGACCGCAGGCGGGAGGAUGACCGCAAGCGGGACGAAGACCGCAAGCGUGAUGAUGAGCGGCGGAAAGAGCGCAGCCGGCGGGACGACGAGCGGAGUCGGAGAGAUGAUGACCGGAGUCGAAGGGACGACGACCGGAGCAGUAGGAGUGAGCGCAGCUCCCAUCGAGACUCGCGGGAUUCACGGUCGUCGGGACACGACCGGGACAAGCACCACAGCAGCAGUAGCAGCAGCAAGAGUGACCGUGACUCUCACCGCAGCUCAUCUUCUAGGGUGAGCAAUGGUGACUCCAGCCCCCGUCACUGAGAUGUCAAGUGAGUUGCUGGGGACAGCAGCGUUCUGGUGAAAACCUGGAAAGCAGAAAAGCACUGGAAGAAGAAGCGUCAACACUGGGGGCAUUGUGUCGGCAGCGACACCCAGAGGGCAGCCCGACGCAUGCUGGCAUUGGAGCCGCAAAAAAAGCAAGGAACAAAAAGACCCGCCGAGCCGCCGCCGCCAUCCAUUUCACCGAAAGAAGGUGCUCCUUUGCUUUCUGUUUGCCUCACAUCUUUAGUUGAGAGAGAAAGUGAAAAAGAAAACACAUGUUCCCUUUCACCAAUUCUUUUUCCUUUCUCUGUCCUUUCCUUCCCCUCUGCCAUCAUAACAAACUGUGCUCAUCACUCGUUCCUUCCAUUCUUUGAAUCAGCUUUGUCAUAAAUUAAUGUGGACAGUUACACGAACACAGCAUUUGCAGAGUGUAAGCGAGUUACUUUGUUUUUAGGUUACUGCACUUGCAGCAGCGGAGUUCAGAAAUAAAGAGUGGUGUUGUAGCAGUG
Molecule: messenger RNA, 1920 nt
Organism: Dermacentor silvarum
Lineage: Eukaryota; Metazoa; Arthropoda; Arachnida; Ixodida; Ixodidae
Product: luc7-like protein 3
Exons: 8
Coding region: 74-1411 (445 amino acids)
Biological process (GO): mRNA splice site recognition
Cellular component (GO): U2-type prespliceosome; U1 snRNP
Molecular function (GO): mRNA binding
Source: RefSeq, a predicted model, not a curated record